CCUCAUUCAUAUAUUGUUUCUCUUUCACAUCUAAGCAUGAAGCCUUCAAGAAUGAAUAACACAUGUAUAGUUCCAACUUUGCUCAUGCUUUGGAUGGUCUUGUCAGGUUCAGCAACAAGAAAAGCUCAAGAAGUGGAAGAAACUGAGAACGAGAGAGAGUUUGAUUACAUGAGAGGAAGUGAAAAGGGACCUCGUCACUGGGGAGAGUUAAAGAAAGAAUGGUCAGCUUGUAAACAUGGACAGAUGCAAUCUCCCGUAGACUUGUCAUGUGCCAGAGUCAAAAUCAUCCCUCGCUGUCAACUACUCCAAACUGAUUACUUUUCUUCUAAUGCCACCAUAGUCAACAGAGGCCAUGAUAUUGCUAUAUAUUGGAAGGGUGAUGCUGGCUCAAUAGACAUAAAUGGAACCGAAUUCUUUCUGAAACAGUGUCAUUGGCACUCACCUUCUGAGCAUUCCAUCAAUGGCAGGAAGUAUGACUUGGAGAUGCACAUGGUGCAUGUAAGUGUGGAAAACAAGAUUUUUGUGACUGGUGCUUUCUAUAAAAUAGGGCAUCGCCCUGAUCGUUUUCUCUCUCAGCUUGAGAAAGAAAUCGAGCACCUUGUUGAUGGGAAAGUAGAGAGACAAAUUGGAGAGAUAAAUCCCUCAGGAAUACAGACAAGAGGAAAUAUGUAUUACAGGUACUUAGGUUCGCUCACCACUCCUCCUUGCACUGAAGGAGUCAUCUGGAACAUUGAUAGAAAGAUAAGGACAGUGUCGGAAGCACAAGUGAGACUAUUGAGAGAGGCAGUGCAUGACCAUGCGGAGAGGAAUUCAAGACCAAGGCAGCCACGUAACCGAAGAGAUAUAUUAUACUUCAGAUUCAAAAGCAGAGCAAAAUCAAAAAAAUAAAUUCUCUUGGGUUGAUUUUGGGGUACAUUUCCGUCAUGUUUUUCAGAUAUAUAUUUGGCUUUUUUUACGUGUUUAUAUUUUUUAAAUAAAAUUUUGUUUAUAUUCUGUUAUG
Molecule: messenger RNA, 1000 nt
Organism: Vigna angularis (adzuki bean)
Lineage: Eukaryota; Viridiplantae; Streptophyta; Magnoliopsida; Fabales; Fabaceae
Product: alpha carbonic anhydrase 7
Exons: 7
Coding region: 37-888 (283 amino acids)
Molecular function (GO): carbonate dehydratase activity; zinc ion binding
Source: RefSeq, a predicted model, not a curated record